Lottia gigantea (owl limpet) is the source of this 8454-nucleotide messenger RNA. RefSeq lists its product as hypothetical. Lineage: Eukaryota; Metazoa; Mollusca; Gastropoda; Lottiidae. Gene Ontology annotation, cellular component: nascent polypeptide-associated complex; cytoplasm. The transcript has 39 exons. Gene Ontology annotation, biological process: protein targeting to membrane. The record is from RefSeq and is a predicted model, not a curated record. The coding region runs from base 1 to 8454 and encodes 2817 amino acids.
AUGAAUAUCAAACCAUUAAAGACUGGCAUCAGUAGCAACUCUAAAGACAAGGACUCUAAAGACAAGGACUCUAAAGACAAGGACUCUAAAGACAAGGACUCGAAAGACAAGGACUCUAAAGACUCUAAAGACAAGAACUCUAAAGGAAAAAAAUCUAAUGGGAAAAAGUCCAGAAGAAGGAGAGCACCCGGUUCUAAAGAGAAGAAAAACACGGGGGAAAAGCACACAAAAGAAAAGCACACGAACGAAAAGCACACGAAAGAAAAGGACACGAAAGAAAAGCACACGAAAGAAAAACACACAAAUGAGAAGGACACAAAAGAAAAGCACACAAAAGAGAAAAACACAAAAGAGAAAAACACAAAAGAGAAGAACUCUAAAGAAAAAGACUAUAUGAAUACAGAUAAACUGGAGGUCCAGUGCAAGAGAUUAGUCCAGUCGUGGAAAUGUAUACAGUUUCAAAUCGUCUCCGCUAAAACACCAAGAAACCUUGCUAUUAACCUAACCAUAGCCAGUUUUUAUCAACUUGCACUUCACAAAUGCCAAGUAUUACAGAAUACCGAGUUGACUUGUCACAGCUGUACUCAUAAACCUGAUAAUGAAGAAUGUAACAAGGAACCAAGCCAGACUUGCUCUGGCAAUCAGAUGUGUCAGACAGUAGUAGAGACUGAUGAUAAUGGUGAUAAGAAAUGGAGCAAAGGAUGUAUAGAUAUAGACCAAUGUAAACCUGGUCGAUAUUACAAUAAAUAUACACAUUGCUGUAGAGGAGAUUAUUGUAAUGCUGAAUCCGUAGCACCUGUUCAUGGCGGUUGUAACAUCGAAGCAGCUAAAGUGUGUUCCCGACGUUUGGUAAUUGGUUUGCUACUAACAGAAGAUUUAAACUGCAGCGUACUAGAUGAAGAGCUGUCCUGCAUGGUUGACGUGAGGAAAGAGUGUGUAGAAACGGGUCACAAGUGGCAUCUUCAAACUGUUGACCUUCUCCACAAAUCAUCUGAAGCCAAACAGUGUAGAUUGAAGCAGCUCGAUACAGACUGUGGUGUAAACAGUAUCAGGUCUUUAUAUCAGUCUCUGAAGAACCCUGAUAUUCUUGUUGACGAUCUCUGUAGCUUAUUGGAUGUAGUAGGCAAAAAGGUACAAGCUGUAAGAAGUGAUCCGAGAUGUUCAGAUAAACUAAAAGACAUCAACAUCUCUUAUCUCGUCAUAUGGUACAGAUUUAACGGCGUCAAAUGCCGUGAGGUACUUCCGGUUUGUAUAAACGAUAAGAAGGAGAACUGCAAUGCUAACCCAGUCUGUGACUAUAUUGAGAUUAUACAGGAAUGUUUCCACACCCAGAAGUAUGAGGGAUUAGAUACUUGUCAAACCAUCGACUGUGAUCUAACUGGUCUUUCAACAUUUGAACAAGAAUUCGUCAACAUUUUCAAGAAGGAGACUGCAGUUGCUACAGUAACGUCUACUACCUUGACUUCAAUAUCCACAUCUUUUGAGGCGAUCAUUGUGAAGCCAACUGGAUAUUUGUGGCACGUGUGUUCACUGGCCAAAACUCUGACCGCUACUUUGAAAGGGUACGCUGAUGACGCUUCUGAUGACGUUGGUUUGACCAGAAGUAUGACGUCAUUGGAUGUCUUUUUGAUAAAUACUUGUGGAAAUACGGAUCUUAUCAGUAUUCCUCCAGUAAUCAUCCCAGAAACAGAGACCGAGACAGUUUGCGGUACAUGUGAUGAUGUUGCUGCUGCUAAAUGUUUCAGUGAUGGAUUAGCCAUGUUUGAAUCUCCGGAUGUCUCAGAUGUGAACACCAUCUGCAGCCAAACUUUAGAAACAACGAUGAAGUGUGUCUACCAAGCUAUAGCCAGAUGUGAGGAUAAAACAGCAUUUGAGGCUUCAUUAAAUAAGUUUAUAGCCGACUACGACAAUAUCUGUACCAUUCCAGCCGAUAUCUCAUCAUAUACCAUACCAUGUUCAAUCCCUUCAGGUUCAGUUUCUGACAAAUGUAAAGCCGGUAGAAAGAGAGUUGAUGCGUGUUUCACUACCCAGAUUAGCGCUAUCCUAGCCAAACAAUUUAUCGGAUAUAGAGAAAUGCGAUCCUACUGCAGCUAUGGUAGAAAGUUUGAGGAAUGUUACGACAAUGAAUUGACUGAUUGUAAUGAGGAUGAAGUCUCAGAUAUAGCUAUGUCUCGAGAAAUCAUUCAGAACUAUGUGAAGAUAGAGUGUGGAGAUGACCUAACUGUCAAACCACAAUGUGAACCGGAAAUGGCCAAGCAAUGUGUUGAUACUUUGAUAACAGAUCUGGGAGAUGGAUCUGGGUCGGGACACAAAUGCAGGUCAUUAGAACGCACCAUCAAAUGCUACGAUACUUACACCUUCAAUUGUAAGUCAGAUGAUAUAACUGCUAUCAAAUAUCGUUUGGAGCGAGUCAUCCAUUCACACAGAUAUACAUGUAAACAACUGCUUCAACCCUGGUCGUGUUCUACUUCCGGUGAUGAAAGUGAUUCUGGUACUGAUGGAAUGGAAACUGGUGGUGAUGCUAAAGGAGAUGGUACUUCCGGUAAUACGGUUGAUCUCACUGUAUGUGACAAGACAUCAGCUUUGGCGUGUUUCAGUUCUUUUACUCUUACUAGUCUGCCAUCUUGCAGUGAUUUCAAAUCUAUGAUGAACUGUGCAGUAAGAAGUGUUAUUGGUUGUGAGGACAAUGUUGUAAUUGAAACAGUCGACAGCCUAAACAACAACUUCCUGAACGCGGCCAGUCUAACUUCUUCUUGCAUUGCGAAAACUUCAGUCGAGAAGCUUAAUGCUCAAUUUAAGCUUAUUAAGGACAAAGCUACUACCAGUAACGAGAAAGUUUGUAGUGCUGAAGAAGCUCUGAAAUGUUUCGACUUUUUGAAGCCAGAUACUAACAUACCCUGUCCUACGUUUAAAGAAAUGAAGAGGUGUUCAAUGCUGAAUAUUGAGAAAUGUACAUCAGAUGUCCGAGACACCGCCAUCACCAGUAUCAACUCGGCUAUCUCAGCAUUCCUGACUGCCUCAACCACCUUCGUACCAUCCUGCAUUCAGACUGUUACCAAAGAUAACCUAUUAUCUAUUGGCAUGGUCCCGAAACCAUCAUUUUCUCUCACCUUAGACAAAUGUGUCGACUUCAGCAUCAAGCCAUCGAACAUUAUACAGUGUGUACUUCUGAAAUACCAGAAUAAGGAAACCAUCGACUGUGAUCUAACUGGUCUUUCAACAUUUGAACAAGAAUUCGUCAACAUUUUCAAGAAGGAGACUGCAGUUGCUACAGUAACGUCUACUACCUUGACUUCAAUAUCCACAUCUUUUGAGGCGAUCAUUGUGAAGCCAACUGGAUAUUUGUGGCACGUGUGUUCACUGGCCAAAACUCUGACCGCUACUUUGAAAGGGUACGCUGAUGACGCUUCUGAUGACGUUGGUUUGACCAGAAGUAUGACGUCAUUGGAUGUCUUUUUGAUAAAUACUUGUGGAAAUACGGAUCUUAUCAGUAUUCCUCCAGUAAUCAUCCCAGAAACAGAAAAAGAUGAAUGUAACAAAGAUAAGAUCAACAGAAUUAUCACCCCAGCUUUAUUGAAAUAUCUGUUCAGUUCUUACCUUACCUCAGGUGAUAUUUGUAGUGACGCCUCGAUGGUAAAGAUCAUGGUAAAAGAUGAGCUUACAGAAUGUUCCGAUGAAUACAAAGAGCAUAUAUCAGUGGUAUUACAAUUAUUAACAACUCUCGCCAAACCAGCAUGUUUUACAUCUCCUAAAUGUAAUGUACAGAAGGCGUAUGGCUGUCUGAGUCAACUGAAUGCAGAAAUUGCUCUGUUUGGAAUCGAGAACACUCCUCGUGAUAUCUGCAGAGCUUUAUCGACGAAUGAUGUAUGUAUGGAGCAUUAUUUAGGUGACUGCCAUCCAGACAGACUCCACCUAAUUCGAUAUGUGUCCAAUAAAGACAGACUGGUAGCAUUUACUAUCUGUUCUGGAGAGCAGGUCCAGGUCCAGCCUGUCUGCCAGUCUCAGUAUAUUGGUAGAACGGAGGGUGAACUGAAAUGUUCCAAGCUUGAUAGCGGAUGUAGUAAUUCUUUGUUUAAAGAUUUUUACUUGCCUGAUGAUGGUGCUCUUUGCAGUGCUUCAGCUAGAUUAGGGCAGUGUCAAGUUGGCUUCGAACCGAAAUGUUUCAAUUCCUUACCAAGUACCUACCUCACUAGCAGUAAGACCUAUUUCUCCUCUGAAUGUGACUCUUCUAAAUACAUAGUGCCAUGUUCAGCCGAUUGUGAUCCAAGGAAGAUUCGAGGAUGUUUUGAUACGUUUUUUAACAGUGUUGAUCCAUUCUGGAAUUUAAUGGAUUCAGAAGGAAAAUGCAGGGAAGUACAAAAAGCAAGACAGUGCGUUAGGAUGGCCACAAAGAAAUGCGAUAAACAGUCACGAGACAAAGCCAUAUACAAGCUAUCUAGAUUGGUGAUAGCGUAUGGUGAAGAGAACUGUCCCGAUGGAUAUGAUUGCAUGACAGAAUUCACUAUGUUGGCCAAGAAAAUAUUUAUUGCGUCUGAAAUAAUAACAAAACCAGAUAAAGAUAGUUCCAGUAAAUCUACAGACAGUGAUGAUACGAGUGAAAGCAGCGACUCCGAAGACAAAGAUCAUAAAGCCACUAAAGAAUCUAAAGACAAAAAGUCUAAUGGGAAAAAGUCUAGAAGAAAGAGAGCACCAGGUGCGAAAGACAAGAAGAACACAAAAGAGAAGAACACAAAAGAAAAGAACACAAAGGAAAAGAGCACAAAAGAAAAGAACACUAAAGAGAAGAACACAAAAGAGAAAAACACAAAAGAGAAAAACACAAAAGAGAAAAACACAAAAGAGAAGAACACAAAAGAGAAAAACACAAAAGAGAAAAACACAAAAGAGAAGAACACAAAAGAAAUGAACACAAAAGAAAAGGCCACGAAAGAGAACACUAAAGAGAAGAACACGAAAGAAAAGAGCACGAAAGAAAAGAACACAAAAGAACAUAACACGAAGGAAACUAAGGAGAAGAACACGCAAGAGAAACACUCUAUGGAAAAGCCCGACAUCGAUUUGUCUGCCCUAUGUCAUAAAGCUAAGAUGUUAUGGAAGUGUAUCGAAGGAAGCUAUGGUACUAUAUCCAUCAAUUAUAAUGACCAAAUCGCUUAUCUAUCUCUCUAUGGUAUUUGGUCUUCAGUCAAGGAAAGGUGUUCUAAGACAGUGAAACAGAGUUGUUAUAGAUGUUAUGGUGAAGCCGACGAAAAAGAAUGUUUUAAGAAGACAGAAGUUUGUUCUCAUCACAGCCAGAUGUGUCAAAGUUUUGCUGGAGUGUCAACUAAAACUGGGGUGUUUGAACAUAGUAAAGGCUGUGUACGACCAUCUCAAUGUAAACGUGGUUGUAACAGCAUGGGUUGUACAGACUGCUGUAUUGGUGAACUGUGUAAUGAAAAACUACAAGUGACUGGCGUUGUUGAUACUAAAGUUUGUGAUGUUAGUAAAGCUGUUGAUUGUAGUCUGAUGUUGUUGAAGAAUAUGCAUGAUGAUGGUGGUUGCACAGAAUCCUAUCAGAAAUUGGAAUGUAUGAUAGAAUACAGUAAAGAUUGUUUGAGCGAUUCAAGAAAAGAAAUAAGUCGAUCAGCUUCCAAAAUUGUUAAAGUAUUAGCUCGUAAUAGCUGUCCACCACCAAUUAGCCAACAGUGUAACUCGGCCGCCAUCUUAGCUUUCCAAACUGCUCUCAGCAACCCUUAUGUUGCUGGUAAAGACGCAAUUUGCAAACAAAGAUUAGAUGCUUUAGCAGCACUGACAUCUUUAUCAGCUUCAUCCACGUGUUCUCCAAUUGAUAUCGUAGUCUAUCAACAAGUCAUGACAGAUUCAGAAAGACUGAUCCGAGAUUUCUGUUUGUCCGGCACAGAACAAUGUAUGGUUCCACUCACUGUAGACAUAACUAUAGAUAUUGAAGUCUCAGUAUCACAUGUGAAAAAGAGCCAAUGUGCUCGUGAACUGGCUAAUUUCGGUAUUUGCUUAGCUAAUGGUAUGAUGAAAUUGAAAACUGGCUUUGAUGACGCCUCAUGCGGUGAAGUGAGCCAAAAGAAAUGUAUGUCCAAGGAACUAAAGAGCUGCAAUGUACCAAAAGGCUUGAAUGAUUUGGGAUCAGAACUGGCUACAUUUAAAGCCUCUGGAUGUACAGUAGAUGAUCCAGCACCAAAAGAUUGUUCUAUAGCCACGUUGACCAAGUGUGAUAUCGCUGAAUCUUAUAACUGCCUCCACGACCUCGACAAGACAAAAACCAACUUCUGUCAAGAUCUGACAGCGUCAAGAUCAUGUGUACAAUCGUCAACAUCGGGAUGUCUGUCCAUACAGGAACUGAGCACGAUAGAUCUUUAUAAUACAUAUAGAAAGGAGAGUAAGACGGUUUGUCUAGCAGCACAGGUUCCCGGGCCACUAGAGGUCAAAGUGGACGUCUUCACAGGUUAUUCGACGUGUCUUGAAAUCUUCGGCGAAGCAUUGGGGACUGCCUUUGAGUCUGAUGAUUUUGAAGCUAAGAUAUGUAAGGCGCUAGAUGAAUCUGAUACCUGCAUUGACCAGGUACCAAUGCCUGAACUUACUAAACCGCUAGUUACAGCUACAGUGAAUAAGUACCGAGAUGGAAUGUCCACCUUCAUGAGAACUUGCAGCUCAGAGACACCUGGAGGUGAUAUUGGUGAUGGUGUAGAUAGAGUGAAAAGGGAUACAUCUGGCGAUAAAUGUGAUAUUAAACAAGCCGGAUUCUGUUUGAGUAAAUUAAGUAUGAUAUCUCAAACACUACCAGUCAUACAUUACUCUGAUCAUCUGACUUUCUGUAGAUCAAUGCAGGAGUACGAGACUUGCGUUAAAGACAACAUAAAGGAAUGUACCAAUAAAAAGAAGACUGGACUAAUGGUGACUAUAUUAGAAUCUCUGAUAUCCAGUUCAGAACAAUAUUGCGUAUUGCAAGUACUAGAGGAACCAAGCUGCAAUAUAGAGUAUGCCGAAGAAUGUAUUGAAACCUUCACAGUUCUGACUUCCUAUAGCUCUUAUACUCACGAACAGAUUUGCAGGAAUGCCGAAGUAACAUUGAAAUGUGUGAAGAAAUUUACCACAGAAUGUUCAGAUGCUGACCAGUCGACAAGAGUUCGGGGUAAAAUCACCACGAUUGUUCAGAGUGUAGUUGGUAAUGAUUGUCCAAGCGUCACGGCUUUACUGUUCUGCGACGGCGCGGAUAUUGAUGCUACAUGUAAUGCAGAAGAAGCGAAGUCGUGUUUUACAACUCUGAAGAAGAAGCUAUUGGAUGUGUCUUCUAGAUUGGCUGAUAAAGAGGAAUAUUGUCGGGUUGUAACAAAGAACUGGAAAUGUUUAAGACAGAGCGUUCAGGGGUGUACAGAAACCGUCUUCAACCAGUUGACCGCAGAUGUGGACGCCGAGUUCCUUGUACGUGUCAAAGCCUCUGGAUGUGAUGGGGUUGAUAGUGAUCCCAUACCACAGACCUGUAUAGCUGAACCUACCUGCUCGAUUGAUUCUUUGUAUACUUGUAUCGAUGACUUCACCACCAAAGCCAAAGAUGAUAAAGCUUCUGCAUGCAGUUCUGUCGACUCCCAUAUAACUUGUAUCACAUCACAAUCAGGAUGUACCGAACCACAGAAACUAGUUGUCCUUACAGAGUUAACUACUGUUUCUAAUGCACUGUGUGGAACAGCCGUCAGCAUUGCUCAAACUGUCCCAGAAUUGGUCUGUCUGCAGACAUUCGUCCAAGAUUUGGCAUCAGAGAUACUGAAUCCAUCAAAACCAGGCGUUCGUGGAAUGUGUGAUCUUUUUACGUCAUAUUCGAGCUGUUUUGGUGCAGCUUCCUUUGAUGAAUUGGGUGACGUGAUUUCAAACUUCUAUGGUGUAUCCGGAGACAUCCUUUCCAAGUUUGUUGAUGCUCAGGCUCUCUGUAAAAAUGAUCCAACCGAUAGUAAAGUUGUGAAGAUAGAUUUAAUUAAGGGAUUAUCGACAGUAAGCUGUGUGGUUCGACAACUGUCAUCUGUACUAGUCAGAAGGCUGCUUCCAUUGACUGAAAAAGAGAUGAUCUGCAGCAAAACUUCGUAUGUAGAAUCCUGUAUAUCAGAAAAGAUUUCUGGACUUACUACUGAUGAAUCAGCCUUUUUCACCAAAGUAACAACUCUUACUGAUAGUUUAACUACCAAUAUCGAAUUCUGCCAAGAACCACAACUCUGCCUUCUAAAAGAAGUGACUGUAUGUGUUCAGGAUCUCCAAACAGAAAUAGCAACGUUUGAAACAUCUGGAGAGCGAUCUCAAGUUUGUCGUUGUAAGGACGAAAAAGCUUUCGCCGUUUCAGAGACCCAUUCCAAUACCGCCGCAUGUUCAAAUUCUGUAUUCGUAAGAACGUAUCCUACUUUUGCACUUGCCCGUGGGGGUGUUCUACUUAGGUUACGUGGGUACUUUAAUCCAUAG